CAGUGCAGGGGCGAUCAUUAGAAACCAAAAGGAAAUUCUUCCGCAGUUGGCCCUUUAUCUGGCAACUUUAAGUUACAGGAGAACAAGCCAAUAGUUCUGUCUAUUAGGGGACCCAGUCCUCUAGAAAUUAACCUAGAAUGCUACGAAGACUAGUCUUUGUCGUUUUUCUUGCCAUUUUGCUGGACAAAAGUAUCAAGUUUUCAUACAGUCUACCAAGACAUCUUCAAGAAGCUGACGACUCUUUUGAGAAGUUAGAAGAAUUGAGACGGUUUGAGAAAGAUAGAGAAAAGGAUAGAGAACAUCUCAGAAAGAAGACCACAUCUGAUGAAGCAGGAAAUAUUGUUUCAAAUGGAGAGCUGUUUGAAGGGGACAUGAUUAUGGAUGAUGACUUGAGACAAGCUGUUUUAGGAGAAGCUGACAAAAGGAGCAUCCUCAAAAAUAGCAACAAAUUGUGGCUCGAUAAGAUUGUACCCUACGAGUUUGCUCGAAAUAUUAAUGAGGCUUCCAAGGAAUGCAUAUUAAAUGCAAUUGAAUCAUUUCACAAACACACCUGCAUCAGAUUUAAAAAGAGAGAAAAAGAACAACAUUACAUUUACAUUAAGUCAGAGCCACGAGUGUGUAUGUCUUAUGUUGGAAAGCAGCAUGGUAAACAACCUCUUACAAUUGGUAAAGGGUGCACUCGCCUUGGUACCUGUCAACAUGAGCUUCUUCAUGCAUUGGGAGUUAUUCAUGAACAAAGCCGUCCCGACAGAGAUGAACAUGUCAAUGUUGUCUGGAGCAAUAUAAAUGAAAACGAAAAAAAUAACUUCAGAAAAUACAGUUAUCUAAAAGUGACUGAAGAAGACAUACCCUAUGACUUCAUGAGUGUCAUGCAUUACCCGAACCAUGCAUUUGCCAAGGAUAGAAGUGAGCCAACACUCGUUUCAUUGAAAGAUCCCUCUCUUGUAUUUGGCCAGAGAGAUAUGUUUACUGUUGGGGAUGUUGCAACAAUCAACAAGAUGUACAAAUGCCCGAAGAAUGACUUCAACUCUGAGCUGCCAGAUGUACUUUCUGACGAGGAAGUGGAAAAAAGAAGAGAUAUGCGAGAGACUUUUGACUUUUCCUUCUGAUAUAUUAGUUUCUUUAUUUGGGUGCACAGUACGAGAGGAGAGCCUGAGCAAGUAACAGUUUAAAAGAUCUUCAUUUGAACCGCAGAUCCUGAUAAAUGAUUGGAAUUGAAUCAGUUAGAUUGGCCAUACAAAAUCCAAAACUGUAGCCUGUCAAAAAACUUGAAAUCUGGAUUCCUUGUUAAUUGUUCCUGAUUUGAGUACAGCUUACUUCUACAAAUAUUGCUCGAAUAGGUAGGAAAUGUCCUUUAAAAGUUUCUCUCUGUUUUUCUUUUCCUACCUAUACCUAGGCUCAAAAUUUUAGUAUCUGCUUGGGAUGAUGAUCAUGUUAAUUCAGUUACUUGCUGGCAGUACCCCCAUUUUCCUUCUAUACCCCAAUGUAACAUUAGCUAUUUUAGGCUCUUGCUUGUUUAUUUGUUCAAGCAUGAGAACGUUCUGAAGACAGCACAAAGUACGAGAACAAUUUAGACACGCCACACUUCUUUGGUUCUCAAAUCUUUUGUCCUGCUAUAAAUUUAUCAGCAACUUUAACCGAGUAUGGAUGCAACCCAAUUUGAAAGAUGAAACUCUUAUUGUGCUGUUAUUUUGGUUUCAUAUAUAGCUCUCCUCUGUGCACUACAAGUAAUGGAAAAGAAAAAAGGUGUAUUUUUUUCGUGGAAACAUGCAUGAUACUGCUUGUGACUGAGUUGAAUACUUUUUUAGUAGCUCUGGAUCAAUGAUCUCCAGAUCAAUUUAAGAGUAGAUAAUAUACAAAAAUGAAAAAUACCAGAAAAAUACUUUAGCUAAUCACGCAUGUUCUCACUAUUAGCACUUUUUUAAGUUUUUAAGGGUGUGUAAGUCUUUUCUUAUUACUUUAUUAUGUCACUUUGUAAUUCUCUAUAUUUUGCAAAGGGCCGUCAGGGUCUCAUCACAUUUAAAAUCAAGCACAAAUGUAUUGGUCAGAUAUGAAAUUGAUGUAAUUGCCGAAUUGAUUGGUACCUUAUGACAGGCAGAAAAGGACGGGAAAAUGUAGUGUCAAGCUGUGGAUGUCCGAGGCCAGGCUAAUUCUUUGUGCUUGCUUCUAAUUGGUAGUAUUAUUUUGGUAGUAUUAUCAAUCAAUGGUGCUAUAUUUUGUAUCAAGGUGAUAUAAAGGGUUUGUGAAGUUAAGUUACAAAAACGUCAAUAUUAAUUUAGUUUCAAAACAGUUCGCCAGUAUACUUGGAAAAUCAAAUUAUUAAAAUUCGGACUUCACAAACUCUUUUGUCACAAGACUAUUUAUCUAAUGUGGACCUUUUGUAUUGGUCGUAAAUCUAUUUUUCUAUUAUCAUGAAAAUAUUUUCUGCAAA
This is a messenger RNA of Rhopilema esculentum, 2431 nucleotides long. RefSeq names its product hatching enzyme 1.2. NCBI's taxonomy places the organism in Eukaryota, Metazoa, Cnidaria, Scyphozoa, Rhizostomeae, Rhizostomatidae. Gene Ontology annotation, molecular function: metalloendopeptidase activity; zinc ion binding. The record is from RefSeq and is a predicted model, not a curated record. Gene Ontology annotation, biological process: proteolysis.